UUCCACUGCCUUUUCAUGACGCUGUAGAAGAUCUUUGACAGAAGGAGAAGGAGAACGUGUAUCCUAGAAAGAAGCGUCACAUUGUGUGACGUCACGUUCUCAGGUUAACUGUUGUCGAACUGCAUGUCCAUAUGGCCGUGACUUACUUUUUAUUGGAAAAGCCGAUCAGUUUUAACUGAAAGUUAAAUGAAUUUAAAUGCAACCUAAGCCUGAAAAACGGCCAACACAAGGACAUACACCUGAUCAGCCAGAACAUAAUGGCCAGGUACCUAAUAGCCAGUAUCUCCGCCUUUUGCAUGGAUAACAGCGGUGAUGCAUCAUGGCAUGGAAACAGUGAGGCCUUGAUAACAAUCCAGACAGUUAAGCAGAGUGAAGGUAGUACUUCCAAGACCUUGAAUGCACAAGUAGGGAUGAUGACACAUGAUCCAGAGUGCACUGAAAUGCACAUGCCCAGUUUGGAGAACUUCUGCAGUGUAUGAAAUUAAAGUUUGUUCCAGUUGUGAAUAUGGAUGCUGGACAUGUCAUCCUUGAAUUUGAACGAAGUCGUUGAUGUCAUUCCCGGACAUGGAACAUUGCUAUCUCACAAUGCCAUGUGGAGUGAAAAAAAGUAUGGCAGUUCACUGAUUUUAGAAUAUCGUUCCUAAGUUGUGAUUUGGUCUUGAAAUGAAAAUGGCAUCACAUGUCCCCGGAAAACGUAAAUGGGACAUAUCACUGAGUGAAAGACUACAGAAAUGCCCACACAUUGGGGAGAGUGAAACAGAAAAUAAUGACUGUCAAGAAGUUUUUUGUGUGGGCAGUGACUGUGAAAUGGAUGAUGUUGACUGUAUUUUUGUGUCUGAAGAAAUCACAGAAAAGAGAGGUCAAAAUCAUGCUUGCCUGUCACCUGGAGCAAUGAACCUUCCAAAGGCUCCCAGACCUAUUCAAGAGCUUUAUGGUUGCUCAUGCAGGAUAGAACGAAUAUGGAGCAUGAGCAGUGUGUGUUACUCAAGGACUGAAGAAAACUUGGAGGAGUUAAUACCAAUAGAAAUUCAUUGUGGACCUGAGGAAAUUACCAUUGAUGAUGACAGCAAUGAUGGUGGUGAUCAUGAUGUUACAAUAGUGGAAUCUAUCCAGUCAUCACAGAAUCUAUCACAUGAAUUAAGUGAAAACACCUCAUUAACAAAAAAACAAACAUAUACAGGGUGUAUCAAUGAGAGGUCUUUCAGUGACCAAGCACCAGAACCAUGCACCAUUCAGGCUGAUGUAUCCUAUGUCUCAGCAACAAAUGACAGAGUUUUUGGUGAACUUAGAACCCUUGUGAAAUUCUCAGGAGGAAAUUCAGUGUCCUCAAGUAUGAAAGCUGGUGUCAUGUGUGGUAUCAGUAACAAAGGAAACAGAGGUGUUGAAAGAGUUCCAGUGCAUGCAGUUUCUACAAGUGAAAUGCUGAGAGAUAGCUACACAAAGGCAGGGGGGAAAGAGUCAUCAGCUAGAAAACACCAGACGUUCAGUAAUGGGAAUGUAACUGAAUCUGCUCCAGUUCAGCGUGUGCCUUUGCAACAACUGUUGCAACAGGGUUUAUCAGUACUUGGUGCACCACCAGGAACCACAAACAUGCAAGAGGAAGUGGAACACAAGCAACAGUGGCCAUCCCCUCUCCUUUCUAAAGAACACUUAAAUCACACACUGCAACAGAGAUUUUCUGUAGUGAACCCAGUGACAAAAACUACUUCUGCACGAGAGAAACAUCCAUAUCAGUCAUCACAGCAGCAGAAUGCAGACAUGAUAGAAAAUACAUAUGAUUUAAGGUUGCCUGAUAAGGAGGGAAACAAAAUUUCAGACACAGAAUCCAUGUGCCAGUGUUCUGCAGACAGCCCAACCUCCUCUUCUACUCCAGAGAGAAACUUGUUGUGUACGUCUGUUUCCACAAUGAGUUCUAUGGACUCUGACAACAGUGUUUCAGAUCGUACUGAGGGAGAUGCGGAACAGGACGUUAUUCCUGUUAGAAAUGUCUUCAUUGAAGAAAGCCAUCUUCCUCCUUUGGGUGUGAUAAAUCACCCACCUAUAGCUGUAGGAGAUUCUGCAUAUAUCAUGAAGGACAUAAGACACCCAUGGGUUCUUGCGACAGUACAGGAUAUUGUGCCACAAAAUAAUCAGACAUUUUACACAGUGGAGUUCAUGAAUUCUAAAAACAACAUGAAGAAAAUAAAAAAAGUUUCAAGCUUUCAGCUAGCGUAUACCAAGGUGCAAUAUUUUCGUUUUUCUGUUGGUCAUCGCAUUAUUUCUAUUUUCCGGGAUGGAAUUUCAGAUGAAGAGUAUUAUCCUGGUGUGAUUGCAGAACCACCAAAGUCCAUAAAUAAUUACAGGUCUUUUUCAUUGGGUUCCAUGAGGUAUCUAAUAUUUUUUGAUAAUGGUGGCUGUCAAUAUGUGAAACAUGAAGAUAUACGUCUUGUUGUGGAAAGUUCUCAAAGUGUGUGGGACGAUGUUCAAAUGGAGAUUCGAGAUUUUGUUAAGAAUUAUCUGGAGAAGUACCCAGAGAGAGUUUUGCUUAAGGUGCAAGGAGGACAGUAUGUCAGUACUGAGUGGAAUGGGAGUUGGUACAAUGCAAAAGUUUUAGCAGUAAAUGCCUCUCUCGCUCAAAUGUCUUUCCCACAUAGUGGAAAACAUGUAGAAUGGAUCUAUAGGGGAUCUGCCCGCUUUUAUCCACUUUUUCAGGCUCAUAACAGGACUUCUAAGGAGCAGUUUGCACGCUCAAAAUUGUUUACAAGAAAGCGAGGUGAUCCAUAUAUUCAGUACACUCUGGAAGAGGAAGAACAAUUGGACAAAGAGAUAAAAGAACACUUACCAGCCAUAGAGAUAUUUGAGCCAAUGCAUCAUUCCUCAGCUCAAAUGAGCAUAUCAUCUCAGCUAAAAGCCUGGUAUCCACAUUUACAUUCUGCAGUAAAAGCUCCUAAAUGGGUUACCUAUAAAAUGCACAAGUGUCAGCCUUCAUGUCUGGUUGCAAGUACUGGAAAAGAUUGUGCCAGAUUUCGGAACCUUCUCAGUCAUCUUUCAGAACCAAUGUUACACGACUGGACGAGGGAGAAGGUGAAACAUUCUGAUUAUGUCUCUGUGUACUACAGAGCUCCCUGCAAGCGUAGGUUACGUAAUAUUGAGGAGCUGCAUAAAUACCUGUUGAAAACUAAAUCCAAAAUGACUGUUGACCAGUUUGACUUUGAUCAUUGGGUGAGGUGCUUCACAGAAGGGACUAAUGAGAAGUACUUCAUAAAAAUCGAGGAUAUCUCAAAUGGAGUAGAAGCUGUUCCUGUUCCCUGUAUUAAUACAGUUGACUCAAGGAAACCAGAUAAAUUUAUGUAUGUCACCAAAUAUGUGCCUACAAAUGGAACAUACAUUGAAACAGACACAGAAUUUCUCACAUGCUGUGACUGCACUGAUGACUGCCUGGACAAGAAAAAAUGUACUUGUUGGCAGCUUACAAUGGAAGGAGCUAAAUAUAACCCAGAAAAUAUGCUGUUCAGCCAAGAGGGUUACAACUACAAACGUCUGUAUGAGCCACUCAUAACAGGCAUCUAUGAAUGUAAUUCACGAUGUAAGUGCUCAUCAACUUGCCUUAACAGGCUGGUUCAACUUCCCAUGAAGUGUAAGAUUCAGGUUUUCAUGACUCCUAACCGUGGAUGGGGAAUACGGACUCUUCAUGACACACCAAAAGGCAGUUUCAUCUGUUUAUAUGCUGGGCUUGUAGUUCCAGAAAAAGUGGGAGACACUUUGGCAAAAGAAGCUGGUGAUGAAUAUCAAGCAGACUUGAAUUACAUAGAAGAUGCAGAAGAAGUAAAGGAAAACUAUGAGGAGAAUCCAUAUGGAAGUGAAUUAGAGGAGGACUGUGGCAAAAGGAAGAACUCAAAACACAGAGAACAAAUCACAAUUUCACGGAAGUUAACUGGCAAGAGGUAUAGAAUUGUGGCACCGUCUGCAAGAGUUCUGUUUGGCCGAAAUGGAAGAUAUAUCCUGGAUGCUAAAACCUGUGGGAAUUUAGGUCGAUUUAUCAAUCAUUCGUGUAAUCCAAACAUGUUUACCCAGAAUGUCUUUGUGGAUACACAUGAUCUCCGACUACCAUGGGUGGCUUUCUUCACCAAUUCAUUUGUGCCAGCCAGUACAGAGCUGACAUGGAACUAUGGUUAUGAUGUGGGCAGUGUUCCAGACAGAAAGCUCAUUUGCAAAUGUGGUGAGCCAAAUUGUCAAGGCAGGUUGCUAUAAAUAGUUGUUUGUUGUUGUUGUUGUUGUUGUUGUUGUUGAUAAGGGAGAUCUGUAAUUAUUUAUUAUUUCAUAAAGUCUGAGCAUAAAAUGAACAAGUAUUUUUGUUUAACUGUUUCAGUACAAUUUAAGUAAAAUGUAUACUGAUGAAAUGGAAAUAAAUUUGUGUCUAUAGUAACAAAGAUUCCUUUAUUUGCCCCAUGGCAUGUCUUGGCUUUGAAGAUACAGUGAGUGAAUGCUUAUAAAUAUUUUCAGUGUUCAUUAUCCUGUAUUGUGCCACUCAUUAUUGGCAUAGAGUAUUAUUAAAAGCUGUUAAUAGUUGCAUUACUUUUGAAUGUUUGGCCACAUUUCUAUGUCCCCCAAAAGUAUAUGACUGGCUUCUUGAAAAGUGUAUGUAAUGUAAUUUGUACCUUUUCUCUGAAAAUAUGUAUUAAUUAAUGAAACUGUAAACUGAUUAGUAAAUUAUUUGUGUAACAGUGCAUUCACAAUUAAACUGGUAUAUAAAAUGUGCAAAAUGUUGACAUACAUGAAAUGCAUUCACCGUUGCAAAUAUGGAUAACCAUCUGCUGUAUAAUGGAAGACAUAUGAGAAGGCAUUGUAAUAUCAUAAAUUUUUAGAUGCUCAAGAAAUCUACUCUGGCAUUAUAGUAAAAGAAACAUUCAGUUUUCUGGAGAUAUCAGCAAUGAAUUUUCACUCAGUGUUUCAAAGAUUACCACAUUUGCAUGGUUAGUAAUAGAAUGAUAUCUUACUUCUGAUCAGUAUACCUUUUUGUCAUAAUUCUUCUAACUGGUUUGAUUUGGCCUGCCUCUUCCAUGGCAACAUCUUCAUCUCUGAGUUGCACUUACUUCCAUUGUCCUUAGUUGUAUGUUGUAUACAUUCCAGUCACUGACUUAUUACAGGCUCCAUCUAUUUUAUUCUCUGAGGUGUAUACACAUGUUAUCAUCAUAUUCCUACAUCUACUCAAGACAGUCUGUCCCUUUCCAGAGCACUAGAUAAACCUAAUAGGCCAGCAAUGUGAAAAUAAAUAGGAAAAAACCAAAAUCACAAAUUCUGAAUAGCGAUGCAAUAAGCCUGCAGAAUUAUUUCAUGUGUCUUAACAUUUAGCAGUUGUUAACAAUAUGUGUGACACUUUACAAUAGCAUUUCAGAGUAUCAUAUUUCUAUUUUUUCUUGUCAUCUUCAUACACUACUGUUAAGCAAUCUUAACUUCUACUACUUACUCUGUGCAUGACACACACAAAAGAAAUGUGUUAACAAAUGUGUGGUAACAGUGAAAUACUGCACAAGUAAUUGAUUGUUCAACUAAACUGUUCACCUUCAACUGUUUGUAUUAAUAUGAAUCACAAGAAAGUCAUCACAUCAUAAUGUGUUAAUUACAGAAAUAUUGUCAUUAAUGUGGCUUUUUCAAAUGCAACUAUAGCAAUUUCUAUUCCAAGUAUUGUAGUUCUCAAAGAGAUGAAUUUAACUGACAGUUUUGGAGAAAAGCAAUUUUUAGAAUACUGGAUGUAUAUCCUUGCCUCUGAUCUCUGAUGACGUUACAUUGACAUUCUUAUAAUACUUUUAUUCAUAAUAAGAAUAGUUAAGAUUUGGAAUGUUAGUUAAUCUAAUCACAAAGUUGCUGUCAUGAGUACAAGAAACAAAGUUGUAAAUAAAUCUAUGUGCUGUGGCAUAGAGGAACUAGUUAUUGUAUGCAUAUAUUUUUGUAAUGGUUAAUUAAUUCAUUGUAUGUGCUUCACUUGUGAUUUUACUUAUUGCAUGGCCAAGUUAUGAUGUCUUUUGUAGUUACAUUUUGAAACAAUGCCUAUAAAUAAACUUUACAAACAAA
Messenger RNA from Schistocerca gregaria, 6051 nucleotides. Its product is annotated as histone-lysine N-methyltransferase eggless-like. The transcript is spliced from 25 exons. Gene Ontology annotation, cellular component: nucleus. NCBI's taxonomy places the organism in Eukaryota, Metazoa, Arthropoda, Insecta, Orthoptera, Acrididae. The record is from RefSeq and is a predicted model, not a curated record. Gene Ontology annotation, biological process: heterochromatin organization; negative regulation of gene expression. Gene Ontology annotation, molecular function: histone H3K9 methyltransferase activity; DNA binding; zinc ion binding. Bases 664 to 4230 code for a protein of 1188 amino acids.